This is a messenger RNA of Linum trigynum, 2741 nucleotides long. Lineage: Eukaryota; Viridiplantae; Streptophyta; Magnoliopsida; Malpighiales; Linaceae. The record is from the annotation of a GenBank genome assembly.
CACCGACCAUGAGGAACACUACGGCUAGCUGACCACCGAAUGAUCGGUUAUCGUUUUGGUUCGGUUAGCCGCAUACCCAAAAACACUCCCUUCUCUAAAAAAAAUUAAAAAAAAAAAAACAAACGAAAAUUCCCUACCACUAAAUCCUUAUCUUCCUCCUCCUUCUCUCUCCUUCCUUCCUCUCCAAAAAGACCCACCAGAGAACACAUACCACUUCUUCCUUCUCUCCUUCCUCCAUUUCAAACCCACAACAGACAACACCCAACCACUCCUUCCCCUUCCUUCAUUUUAGAUAUAGACACCACCAUGGUGGUCGGUCGCGGAGGAGAAGCACCAGGCCACCACUCAUUCCUUCUCCCUCCUUCCUUCUUCCAUUUCAGUCUGGACACCACAUGGAGCAGAGGCGCGAUGGCGGCGAGUGGAGGCAGAGGUCGAGCCGGCGCGGUUGGCGAUUUGAGGAGGAGGGUUGGGGUCAGCGCACGCGAACGGCGGAGCGGAGGGCUGGAGUCGUCGUCGCGGUCGUCGUCGGGGUCGGAGGGUGGAGAUGCAAAGAUCGAUGGGGGGCGAUGCGUAGGCGGAGGCAGAGGCGAUUAACGAUUAACGUUCACACCUCUCCUUCUCCUUCUUCUUCAAUUUUCUGUUGUAGCACCCUACUUUUUAUUGUUUUUGCGAUUAACGUUAACUCGUAAUUUUAUUUUGUAUUACUUUUUAUUGUGAUUUGUUAUUUUUAUGAUUUUAAAUAAAUUACAAUUUCAUUGCAGAUGGCAUUCCAAAAGUUCACGCUUGGGUUACGUUGGAAUGGUUACACAGAAGAGACCGGAAAUGGGGUCACCUACGUCAGUGGCAAUUUUCAGAAAAUAAAGGUCGCUACCAUACCGAUGCUUGAAGAGCUCCAUCAAAUGUGUACUAACGUUACUUGCAUGGAUGACACGAGAAGAGUUGAUAGUAUGGUAUACCGAUAUCCAAACAGUGAAGGCGGGUCGUUGUGGCAUGAGGAAUAUCUCAUAACCACUCAGGAUGAAGAAGAUGUCAUGCUCGAAUUCUUAUAAUCUUUCCAAAGCGGAGAUGUUCGUUUACACCGAGGCGGUCGAAGGCGUUGGAGGUCAUUCUGAAGACGGGCAAACAUCUGGUAUCCAUGGUGGAGGUGAAUUAUAUGGAGAUCAUCCCUACUAAAGUUACCAUGAUCCUCAUUCCUACUUUCAGUACCAAGAGCAAGGUGAAGGUCAUCAUCAAUCUUUCCCAUCAUAUGAAGAAGAAGUCGAACGGGACCAUGCCAACCAACCCAAGUACAACUUCCAUUCAGGCAGCGACAGUUUUCACAACUACCAUUACGGAGCUGAUAAAGGUGCCUUUCAUGAUCUGGAUCAGAUGGAAGAUGUCCUGCCAACACCAGUUAGUGACCCCUCCGAUGAAGAAGAAGAGAGCAAUGUUAGUGCAGACAGCUCCGACCCUCUUGAAGGUGCUGAUGAUUCAGUAGGCCCAGAGUCAGACUCAGAUGAUGAUGAGGUGUCUCAUGACUGUGUACCUAUACCGUACUACACUCGUAUUCCAGACGACAAUUGGUGUGUCGACAGCGACAUGGGGCCGCCAGAGGUCCCAGUAUGGGGUCCACUCACUGGGUUUAUGAAGGGCCAACAAUUUGGUUCAAAGAAGGAGGUGCGGCACGCCAUUGAAACUGAAGCAAUGACUCGGCAUUUUGAAUGACACACAACUUAUUCCAACACGAAGAGGCUCAUAGUCAGAUGUCGUAAUCAACAAGAGGGAUGCAAUGCUAGGAUUCGGGCCAUCAACAGCAAGAGACACGGCUAUUGGGUCAUAUCCCGUGCGGUAAACACACAAACAUGUGUGUCAUCUAUAACAUCCCAAAGCCAUCGACAGUUGAAAUUCAGGGUGGUGGCCGCGACUAUCAAGCAUCUAAUUGAGCAAGAUCCUGACCUGAAAGUGAAAGUCAUAAUCGCUGACAUUACAAGUCGUUAUGGUUAUAUUAUUAACUAUAAGAAGGCGUGGCAUGGAAAGCAGAAAGCUCUGACAGUCGUCUUUGGUGAUUGGGAAGAAUCAUAUGCAUUCCUUCCCAGGUUGAUUUUGGAAUUGCAGGCGUCUAACCCUGGCACUGUUUUCUCCCCUCGAUACCAAGAUGAAGAGAUACAGCCGCUUGAAAUUCAUCAUAAUAAAUUCCCUCUUCUUGGAACCACUCAUUCAUUUUUUUGCGAAAGUCGAACAGAGAUUCGGCGGGUUUUGAAGAAAAAGACAAAGAAAUGUUUUCUAAUGGCAGAUCGGACUUAGCCACAACCAACAGACCACUAUUUCCUAGACUUUUGGGAGGGGGAUGUAUAGAGAGAUAAUUUUAGAGAGAGAGAGAGAAGAAUGAGUUGUGGUGUGAAAAAAUGAGGAGGGGGAGGGGGUAUUUAUAGUUUUCAAACUGCACCCUCCAGGGGCGGUUUCGUAAUUUUUCCCUUUCCAAAACCGCACCUGGAGGGAGUGGUUCACGGCGUCCGAGGUGCAAACCAUUCGCAAGGCGCGCAAUUUUCGAUCACUGACGCGUAUCGCUGCGCUGGCGUGCGGUUUGCCGUUUGAUCGCCGUCUAAUACAACGGUGCUAGGGACUGCCGCCUCGGGAACAUGGACCGCACGCUGACAAUGCGAUUUUGGGGCUGCCCUAGCGGGGACUGCUCCCUCGUUGUGCGGUUUGCACAUAAAAUGCACCUUGAAGGUGCGGUUUUGAAAGAAAAGUGCUAUUUUUGA